AUGGGGGUCAUAUUAUCUGGAGAAGAGCAGACAGGUGGAACAAGUAAAAGUCCACCGGAACGGCAAAUGUGUUUGAUUGAGAGGCGCGAGGCAAAAAUUCCUCCAUUGAACAUGACGAUAGCGAGAUUACCUACUCAAAAUGCGUGUGUCGAAGUCGGGGUGCCCCUCAACAACUGGUCAAAUGGCGUAGCCUGUUGUCCAAACUGCCGACACGAGCUUCGUGUCUCCCUUUCGUGUUCAAAACCCACGACGCCGUUAACACCGCCCUUCACAAUCCAGCCAUACUUGCCACAUUCACUAUAUACAGUACCAUCCCCUCUACCAGCUCCUUAUAAUGAGGAGUUGAGACGGCUGGCGGAUACUCUCAAGGCGUUGAGAUUAUCCGGAUGGUACUAUGGCAAUUUGGAUUGGCAGGGUGCGAGAAACCUCCUCAAGGACGCCAGCGUCGGUGCCUUCGUCAUCCGGGAUUCGAGAGAUAGAAACUUCAUAUUCUCACUCUCAGUGCAGACGGAGCGAGGACCUACCUCCGUGCGCAUGCACUACGAGCAAGGCUUCUUCAGGUUUGACUGUGACAGACCUUUAGCGAGGUUCAUGCCGAGAUUCCGCUGUGUUGUCGAACUUAUUCAGCACUACACACGCCUAGGGGAGCGAGGGGCGGCUGGCACAGUCUGGGUCGACCGCGAGGGAUGUGCACACUCCCCCGUCCUCCUCAGAACGGCCCUAAGAAAAUCCCCCCCUACCCUACUCCACUCAGCUCGUCUAGCUAUCCACAAAACUUUAGACUCCAACCCUUUAACCCCCAAGCUCUGGACGGCACCCAAACAUAGGCUCCUCCCCCUCCCUUCCACCCUUAUAGAGUACCUCGGCGAAUACCCCUACUCAAUCUAA
Messenger RNA from Leptosia nina, 888 nucleotides. The record is from the annotation of a GenBank genome assembly. Lineage: Eukaryota; Metazoa; Arthropoda; Insecta; Lepidoptera; Pieridae.